CCGGAGUGCCCUUUGGGGAAGAAGCAGAAAACUCCGACUUACAGAUGCAGAAAAACUCCGGUCAGCUCCCAGUGCCGUAUUUAAGACUCCAGAAGCCGUCGCUGGAAGACUGGCCAUCUUCACAUUCGAUUUCAUUGUUCAUUGGAAUAAAUGUUCUGAUCGCGACCAACACUGCAGAGAAAUUCUACUUGGACUUGGAGGAAUUUUAUUCCCGCCCCACUCCGUUUUGCUCCACCCACAUCGGCUCUCCUGUGUAACAACCGCCUGGUUCCGACACAAUGGGUCCUACCAAGUACACUGCGCGUUCAGUCCUUGAAACCUUCUACGACGAAGAGCGAAGGUACAUGUCGGCGCCACCGGAAGAGCGGGAUUUCAGCGGCAUCGCCGCUCUCCUGGCGCCCAACUUCUCCCUGGAACAGACGUCAGCGCUACCCUAUGCCGGCGUCUUUACAGGGGCCGAGGGAAUGCAGGAUUGGAUCCGUCGCAUGGCCGAUUACUUCGACGUUGUGGAUGUCAAGAGCCCAGAGAUAUUCGAGCAGCAAGGGUCAGGCCGCAUCGUAGUGCUUUCGAACGUGCACUUUAGAGUCAGAAAGACGGGCGAGGAUCUGGUCUUCCCCUUCUGCCAAGCCGUUACUGUUGAUCUGGAGAAUGGCACCAUGGUUCAUAUGCGACCGUUUUAUUGGGACGUGCAGGAAGUGAACCGGGCACUUGGAUAUAAGCCUUGAUUACAGUCAGGGCAGGGAGGUGGAAGGCAAGAGAGGAGAGUGGUUUCGCGGGGAGAUGGGGUGGAUUGUUUGGGUGGCGCAAGUCGACAUCCGCCAGCUAGCAGCUAUUCUAGCAUGGUUUGGCUGGGUGGUCGGUCACCGGGCCUUGUAUGAACGGCCAGCUUCAUUCCCGUUCCUUUGUCGUC
Messenger RNA from Ilyonectria robusta, 910 nucleotides. RefSeq lists its product as uncharacterized. The record is from RefSeq and is a predicted model, not a curated record. Lineage: Eukaryota; Fungi; Ascomycota; Sordariomycetes; Hypocreales; Nectriaceae. The transcript has a single exon. Bases 279 to 725 code for a protein of 148 amino acids.